GGGUCCCAUAGUGCUAGCUAUUACCAUUUCCGGAUAUCCUAAUUGACGCUUCGGCCGGACCAGCCCCCCCGAAAACAUCGGCGAUUAAGCGAGACAGGUCGAAGCCAUCUGCGAGGCGGCAACCAUCUGAAAAAUUACACAUGACGACUCGAUCGGCUUCAAGGGCGGUCUCUGUUAUUUCAGCAAGGCUGGAUAAUAAUAUCACCAACUCAAUCCAAGGCUCCGCUGCCGACGCUCGUCGUCGCAGUUCGGCAAGCACUUCAACAAUUAAUGUUGGUGCCUCUGAGCCUGAAUCUGUUGUGCCUCCUAAUAAGCGUGCUCGACUAUCAACAACACCAUCAAAUGGUGUGAGUGAAGAUCAAAAUUCCAUCAUCAUUAAUAACCAUGAUGAUGAGGUCAAAAAUCUAAAUUCUCCUCCAAUUGCUACUUUUAGCCCUCUGGAGAGCAGAGCUUCCUCGAGAAAACGUUCUAUUGAUGAAGUUGGUACUGAUACAACUACCAACCUCGGCCGCGAAGCCACUAGCGAAGUGCAGCAGCAGGAACAGCAACCCAAUGUUGUUUUAGAUGCAGAAGACGAGCCACCAUUGAAGAAAAGAAGAGGACGGAAACCAAAAAAUGCUACUAACGGAGAUGCAAGCUCUGCAGCAAUGAUUUCGACUGAAGAAAUUGCGCCGGUGAAGCGUCCUCCUGGACGCCCUCCGGGUCGGUCAGCUGUCGGAAAACCCUCGGCAAACCAGCUGGGGCCUGGAAAAGGUCGAAGAGGAUUUCCGGGCAAGAGAAGGGCACCCCAUCCGGAUGCUCGCAUUGAAGCGGACCUAAUCAGGCAAUCCCAGCUAAAGAGAGCAUAUCGUGUCGUCGCUCGCGGAUUGAAGACGGCUCUAAUUGAAUUGGGCGAACGCACGGAACAGACCUUGGAAGAUGAUCCUGAGGCCCAUGUCAACAACGACGCCCAUCAAGUCAUCCAAGAUCAACUUGAUGCUCGCUUGGCUGAGCGCUUGGCUUUUAUUCAAAGAGAGCAUCAAAUUGAAGCCGAGCAUCAGCAACGCAAACUAGAGUUUGAGAGAGAACUAAUCCGUCAGAUGUUUCAGCAAAAUGUUGCCAAUCUUCAAGAGGACUAUCUCAUCCGCGGUAAACAUGAGUUGAUGGAGCUCUAUCGCAGCCAGACGCAGCGAGAAACUGAAGGUGACGUCACUGAGUCAGAGGUAGGUCGUAGGUGCACCCAUUGCGAGGACUCCACGUAUUGACAGAUUUUUUAGGAUGAGAUUGAGGCUCCACCUAGACAAGAACCAUCUGAUUUGCGUGUGGGCUCCAAUCCUUCAAGAAGCGUUUUCUUCGAUAAAACGGAGAAACGCUGGGAUUUCUUUGAUAAUAUAGUCAAAAUCCGACUGGACCUGCUCGAGGAAUUCCCAGAUAUACUGGAUCAGCCAACCUCGUUUACAAC
Xylona heveae TC161 is the source of this 1441-nucleotide messenger RNA. RefSeq lists its product as hypothetical. The record is from RefSeq and is a predicted model, not a curated record. The coding region runs from base 141 to 1244 and encodes 367 amino acids. Lineage: Eukaryota; Fungi; Ascomycota; Xylonomycetes; Xylonales; Xylonaceae. The transcript is spliced from 2 exons.